AUGCACGGCAAGCUUCUCUUCGCACUGUGUCGUACAUGCUGCGAAGAGAUGCGGCAGAGCGAUUGUUGCCACUCGGAUGCGAGUCAGCGAGAGUUCAGUGGAAUCUGGGUUGCAGAUGAGCUGCGAAAAGCCAUCGAACUCGGCUAUACUAUAACUGAAAUAUUCGUCAUAUGGCAGUAUAGUAUGAUCGAGUACGAUCCGCUCACAGGUGAAGGAGUACUUUUCGCUGGCUACAUCAACACUUUCUUGCGAUUAAAGCUGGAAGCAUCGGGGUUUCCAACUUGGUGCGUUGACGCGGAAUCGAAAGCGCGUUACGUUCGCGAGUAUCGCGAAAAUGAGGGGACAUCGCUUGACCUGGAAAAAAUCGCGAAAAUCCCUGGCCUGCGCACUGUUGCGAAGCUCUGUCUGAACUCGUUCUGGGGUAAGUUCGGACAGCGCGAUAAUUUAAAACAAACGGUGAUCGUCAAGGAGCGCGAAGACCUCCUUAAACUUCCAACGGCCGAGGAUAAAGAGGUCUUGAGUCUCCUGCUGGUCAACGAGGAGGUGAUGUACGCGAGCUGGCAAUACAUCGAUGAUGCUGUGGAGUCUACUCCAUAUACGAACGUAGUUAUAGCAGCCUACACGACAACUCUGGCCCGCUUGAAACUAUUUUCGUAUUUGGAGAAGCUCGGCAAGCGAACGCUGUACUGCGAUACUGAUUCGUGCAUAUUUGUGUGCAUCGAAAACGCACAAGAAUACAGGCCCCCGUCAGGCUCGUUGCUCGGUGAUAUGACCAACGAGCUCGACGAAGGGACUUAUAUUACGAGAUUCCUCUCGGGUGGUCCGAAAUUUUACGGCUACAGAACCGUGAAUUCGAGAACUGGCGAGGUAUCCAAAAAAUGUAAAGUCAAGGGUAUCUUGCUAAAUUUCUCAAAUUCUUUGAGAAUAAAUUAUCCUAGCAUUAAGAGUAUGAUUGAAAAUUAUUUUAAGCCUGAUGAAGAGAAUGAAUGCAUUACUCUUAAGUUUAAUUCUAUUAAAAGAUUGCCAGAUCACACUGUCGUCACGCGAGAAGAGGUCAAAUCGUGUAGCAUAGUUCUAAAAAAGCGUAGGUAUGUUACUCCCGGGUUAUCACUCCCGUACGGUUACAAAAGUUAA
Messenger RNA from Nasonia vitripennis (jewel wasp), 1134 nucleotides. RefSeq lists its product as uncharacterized. NCBI's taxonomy places the organism in Eukaryota, Metazoa, Arthropoda, Insecta, Hymenoptera, Pteromalidae. Gene Ontology annotation, molecular function: DNA-directed DNA polymerase activity; nucleotide binding; DNA binding. The transcript has a single exon. Gene Ontology annotation, biological process: DNA replication. The coding region runs from base 1 to 1134 and encodes 377 amino acids. The record is from RefSeq and is a predicted model, not a curated record.